UUUUUCAUUAGAAUCAGUCACUCCUUUAAGUGCGUAGCAUACAAGUGUUGGUUAUUUUCAUAUAUUUUUUAUAUAUUUAGUUUUAUUUAAGUUUACAAUGUUGCGGCUGUAUUUAGCUUUUGCUUUGUGUUUUUCUUGCGGACUUGGAGCUGUUGAUUUCGACUUCAACACCACUCCCUGCUCAAUCAAGGACAAUGAGUGCAUCGUGGGUCUAUGGCAGAACGCCGUCAGGAGUCUAUCGGACGGAAGACCAGACCUGGACAUCCCAGCCCUGGACCCCCUGAAGUUGGACAACAUCUUCGUUGAUGUGCCCGGCUUGGUGUCUCUGCGCUUCGAUGGUAUUCUGAAGGGAUUCAAAGGAUGCAUCUUUGAUAAGGCACGCACAACCCUGAAGCGCGGCCACUUCAAGGAGGCUCUGGACCUGCACUGCGACAUCAGCAUCGCGGGCCGCUACCUGCUGCAGGCCAACUCGUCCGCGUUGUUCGGGAGGGACGGCAUCAUACAGGCCGAUGGGGAGGGGAAGGUCAAGUUGGAUAACUUAUACUUCAAGUUCCUGAUGGACUUCCUGAUCAUCCAAGAUGAGGAAGGCGUGCUCAAGUUCGUGCUCAAGGACGGACCAAUGGGCUACAAGUACAAGAUCAAAGGACCCGUCGUGUUCGAAGGAAACAACAUCACGCUUGGCGGACAGGACAUCAGUCCUCUAGUGAUCUCGUUCGUGAACCAGAACUGGCGUCUGGUCCUGGACUCGUUCGGGGGUCCGUUCUUUGCCCGCGCCAUGCAGGAGGUGGGGGACUUCGAGCGAGCCUUCUUCAGACACGUCUCCGCCACCUCCUACUUCAAGGAGAACCUCGACGACUACGCCGUUAAAUACUGAAU
Molecule: messenger RNA, 876 nt
Organism: Plutella xylostella (diamondback moth)
Lineage: Eukaryota; Metazoa; Arthropoda; Insecta; Lepidoptera; Plutellidae
Source: RefSeq, a predicted model, not a curated record